This is a messenger RNA of Megachile rotundata (alfalfa leafcutting bee), 2585 nucleotides long. RefSeq names its product glutamate dehydrogenase, mitochondrial (gene Gdh). NCBI's taxonomy places the organism in Eukaryota, Metazoa, Arthropoda, Insecta, Hymenoptera, Megachilidae. Gene Ontology annotation, molecular function: L-glutamate dehydrogenase (NAD+) activity. The record is from RefSeq and is a predicted model, not a curated record. Gene Ontology annotation, biological process: L-glutamate catabolic process. Gene Ontology annotation, cellular component: mitochondrion.
CGACGGGCAGCGGUGGAAAAGUGAGGUUGUUUCGAUCGGUGGUAAAGUAACAGGAUCGUUCACGCAGUCCGAAGAAAGAGUGUAGUCCGAGAGGAGCAGAAGGGUCGAAGGUGGAACAUAGAAAAAGAGAAUAAAUCGAGUACUUAAACCGUGCACAUUAUUAAAAGAUUUUGAAGAUUUUAGACCCAGAAUAGAGCGACUGCAACGAAAAUGUUUCACGUGAAAAAACUAACAAGAUCGUCGAUCGCCUUGAAGCAAGUGCCGAGCAAUGACAUCGUUCAUAAUACUUUGAUUCGUAUCCUACCGGCGUUUCAAGCACGCGGCUAUGCCGACCAUCAAAUACCCGAACGACUGAAGAAUAUUCCUGAUGAUCCAAACCCAAAAUUUUUCGACAUGGUCGAAUAUUUCUUUCACCGUGCUUGUCAGAUCGUAGAAGAUAAAUUGGUCGAGGAUAUUGGCAAACGUUCGAGGAUGAGCGUGGAAGAAAGGAAGAAAAAGGUGAAGGGUAUCUUGAUGCUCAUGGAACCAUGUGAUCAUAUUCUCGAAAUCUGUUUUCCCUUGAGACGCGAUUCAGGCGAUUACGAGAUGAUCACUGGCUAUCGCGCACAGCAUUCAACCCAUCGAACGCCGUGCAAAGGAGGUAUCCGUUUUUCGAUGGACGUUUCGCGCGACGAAGUGAAGGCCCUGUCUGCGUUAAUGACUUUCAAGUGUGCCUGCGUGGACGUUCCCUUCGGAGGGGCGAAGGCUGGUAUCAAGAUUAAUCCGAAACUCUACUCCGAACAUGAACUUGAAAAAAUUACUAGGAGGUUCACUUUGGAACUCGCGAAGAAAGGAUUUAUUGGACCGGGUCUCGACGUCCCUGCCCCCGACAUGGGAACCGGAGAACGUGAAAUGUCUUGGAUCGCGGACACUUACGCAAAGACUAUAGGCCACUUAGACAUCAACGCUCACGCCUGUGUCACUGGAAAGCCCAUCAAUCAAGGUGGAAUUCACGGUCGUAUAUCUGCAACCGGUCGUGGUGUAUUUCACGGAUUGGAAAACUUUAUCAAUGAAGCUAACUAUAUGAGCAUGAUCGGUACAACGCCUGGUUGGGGUGGCAAGACGUUCAUCGUGCAAGGUUUCGGUAAUGUCGGUCUCCAUUCAAUGCGUUAUCUGCACCGUGCCGGUGCCACUUGCAUAGGUGUAAUCGAACACGACGGUGCUAUCACUAAUCCGGAAGGCAUUGACCCGAAGCAACUGGAAGAUUAUCGCAUAGAGAAUGGUACUAUCGUUGGUUUCCCUGGUGCUGAGCCGUACGAAGGUGAAGGUCUUAUGUUCGAGGAAUGUGACAUAUUUAUACCCGCCGCGGUUGAGCAAGUCAUUACCAAAGAAAAUGCUGGUCGCAUUAAGGCUAAAAUCAUUGCUGAAGCUGCCAAUGGACCAACUACGCCUGCUGCCGAUAAGAUUUUGAUUGAUAGAAAUAUCUUGGUUAUACCAGAUUUGUACAUGAACGCCGGUGGUGUUACAGUUUCCUUCUUCGAGUGGUUGAAGAAUCUCAACCAUGUGUCUUAUGGUCGUCUUACUUUUAAAUACGAGAGAGAAUCCAACUAUCAUCUGUUAGAAUCCGUACAGGAAUCGUUAGAACGUAGGUUUGGCCGAGUUGGUGGUCGAAUUCCCGUUACUCCUUCCGAGGCGUUCCAGAAGCGUAUCUCUGGUGCUUCCGAGAAAGAUAUCGUCCAUUCCGGUCUAGAUUACACGAUGGAAAGAUCUGCCAGGGCAAUCAUGAAAACCGCUAUGAAAUACAACCUUGGUUUGGAUCUGAGGACAGCUGCCUACGUUAACUCGAUUGAAAAGAUAUUUACCACUUACUCCGAAGCAGGUCUUGCGUUCUAAACGCAAAGUAUUCAAUUAUGCAAAGCAGGUCGCAUUGAUCGAGAUCAGUAACGGAAACGGUAACGAGACAACUGUAAAAAGUUGUAAGACAGUAUUUCGAAAACUGCUCACGAUUUAUUUUCCUCGGCUAAUACUGUCCAGUCCCAUAGCGACAAAGACCAAAACUAGCUGUGGAAAUACUUCGUGCGCAUCGAUCGUCGUGUGCUAGGUUUUUCGAACGCAUCGUAAUAAUUUGCCUAAUCAACUCCCUUGCGCAGGUACACUGUACCUGUGUGCCCCUGUAAGCGUAUACACUGCACAUACAUACAUAAGACGUUGAAAUCGAACCGAAUUCCAAGUACAAAGAGGAUGUAACAUUCGAAAGACGAAACAUUCGCUUGCUCCUCUGUGAAUAGAACAGUUACCCGAACUCAAGCUCGGACAGUAACGGCACGCCAGUGCAUUUUUGUAUUUCACUUUUUACAUCUGAUGUAUCUGGAUAUUAGGGUUUACUCAAGAGUUGUUUAAACGCUGAACGUUCUUAAUCAUAAGGUUUCAAUUACACGGAUAUUAUGUUUCGCUGUUAUUCCAUAUGCCUGAAGAACAGUUUACAGUUAUUUAUAAUAAGGAUUUGUUUUUACGAUUGAAAUACGCGAUCGAAAAACGCGAUGUAUCAUACGAUGAUAUUGUUAUAAGUUUCAAGAGUAUGUCAAUAAACGUAUGCUCUUAAUUAA